AUGCUUACGGUUCCGGCCGAUUCCAGACGAACGCGUCCUGGUUCACCGCGUCCAAGAGCACGAAAUCGUGCAACACUUGUGGCCUUAACUCCAGCUGUUAAAAUACGGACACAUGACAUGUUAACACCGGCAGAAAGAAGAUUCUUAGAAGCUGCAGAAAUGGGCGAUCGUCCAACAAUAGCAUCUUGUUUAGAACAGAAAAGCGUAACACCACUAAACAUAAACGCUGUCGACAGUAUGGGACGUACGGCAAUUGAAAUUGCAGUGGAUAAUGAAAAUAAUGAAAUUGUGGAAUUACUGCUACAACAACCGGACAUCCGUAUUGGAAAUGCUUUACUUUGUGCAAUUCGUGAAGGUGUUUAUAAAACCGUUGAAAUGUUGGUUAAUCAUCCAAGUAUCAACAAAUCAAUGUUAGGCGAGGGUUGGGCAAAUUAUAUUGAAUCAUGUGAUACAACUUCUGCAGAAUAUUCCAGUGAUAUUUCUCCAGUGAUAUUGGCUGCUCAUCUAAAUCACCCCGAUCCAAUAUUAAGCGCCUUUAGACUGAGUUGGGAACUUCAAAAGCUCUCAAAAAUUGAGCACGAAUUUAUGGACCGUUAUGUUCAGCUAUCAGAACAAUGUACUCAGUAUGCAUGCGAUUUGUUGGAACAGUGUCGAAGCACAGAGGAAGUAAUUGGUGUUUUGAACAAAGAUCAGUCACAAAGCAGUCAAAACGAAGAUGUUUGGUCAUCAAAGCUAAGUUUAUCACGACUUAAGCUUGCUAUCAAGUAUGUACAAAAAAAGUUUCCGCGGGUCACAGUGCCUAAGAGUCGAAUAGGUGGAAUAGUAAGAUCACCGUUUAUGAAAUUUUUGUACUAUGCAAUAUCAUUUGGGUGCUUUUUGGCUUUGUUAACAUUGGCUACAUUUGAAUCAUAUCGUUACGAGAAAGGUGAGGUAAAAGGCGGAGGUAAAACUCGAGCAUCAGAUCGUGGUCCUCAGCCGACGGUUAUCGAAACAUUAGUUCUUAUAUGGCUGUAUUGUACUCCAGGAAUGCUGUGGUCGGAAGUUAAGCAAUUGUGGGAUGAGGGUUUAAAGCGAUAUAUAAAACAAUGGUGGAACUGGCUUGAUUUUAUUAUGAUGUGCCUGUAUCUUAGUACUAUUUCAGUUAGGGCAAGCGCAUACUACAUCUACAGUUAUACCGACGACGCCACAGUUGAGAGGUACGCUACUCGAACCGUAUGGGAUCCGUAUGAACCUGUUUUGGUCGCUGAAGCAUUGUUUGCUGUUGGAAACAUUUUUAGUUUUGCUCGUAUUAACUAUUUAUUUCAAACAAACCCCUAUCUUGGACCACUUCAGAUUUCACUGGGCAGUAUGCUUGUCGACGUUGCAAAAUUUUGCUUCAUAUUUGUCUUGAUCAUUAGUAGCUUUUCAAUUGGUCUUGCUCAACUUUACUGGUAUUAUGCACCCUAUCAGGCGGUAACACAUAAUAGUUGUCCACAGGAACAAAAUACUUUUUCGAGUAUUGCGCAUUCUUAUAUCACUCUUCUUUGGUCGCUUUUCUCGAUUACCAAAGUUGAGGAUACAGAAGUGGUAGAAAAUCAUUCAUUAACUGAAUCUGUUGGAAGUGGAAUGUUUCUGACGUAUCAUAUGAUAGCGAUCAUCGUCUUGCUGAAUAUGCUCAUCGCUAUGAUGUCACACUCAUUUCAGCAGAUUAAUGAUGCAGCCGAUUUGGAAUGGAAAUUUCAUCGUACAAAAUUAUGGAUGGCAUAUUUUGACGAAGGUUCAAGUCUUCCGCCACCAUUUAAUUUAAUUAUAACACCAAAAUCGAUCUACUACUUCAUUAUUUUUAUGUGUAAUACAGUUAGAUGGCUUUUCGGCAAGUAUAACUACACAAAUCACCUGAAAAGAGGAACAAUUCGGCGGCCAGGUUAUAGUCGAAAAGUGAAAGAAAAGACUUAUGAAGACAGUAUUUUAUACGGGCAACAACGGCUUACCUAUGCAGAUAUCAUUAGACGAUUGGUUUCACGGUUUAUACAUCAAACGAAAAAAGUUAUCAAAACAGACGGAGUUACCGAAGAUGAUUUACUUGAAAUUAAGCAAGAAAUACGGAGUUUACGCUACGAAUUGCGCGAUGAUCGUCAGAAAGAAACAGUAAGGUCGUCCAGUCAUAUUGACGCUAUCAAGCGGGACAUCAUAAGACGGAUGUCAUCUAGCGUAUUCUCCAAAAGAUCUCGAUGUAGCACCAAUGACUUAGACAGCUCAGCAGAGGAAGACGAAGUGCCUGACAGCUAUGAUGAUCCUGACACCAAUUUCAAAACUGAAGCAUCUUCUGCAGAAGAAGAUGAACCAUCUUCAAACGAACAAGAACAAAAAAAUUUUAGUGAUUUUCACAGAUGUUCGUAUACCGCUGUAACCAGCAGUCAGUCGCAGUUAUAUCAGCCAGCUGGAGAAUCGGCUGAUUACGAAGUACAAACCAACUGCCCAGAACAAACUGCAAUAACUUGUAAAACACUUGCUCCAAUUCCGCAGGCAAAAGCUACUUUCUUCAAUGGUCUCUCCGUAGACAGUUUGAAGGAGCUUAAAAACGAUUUAAACCAAAAAUUUGACGAUUUCAUAGCUCAAGUCUCGGGAACUUGUACAACACGACAACAGCAAGCGUUCAGAAGAAAAGCUAACUCUCUCCUUCAAAGAGGAUCAAAGUUGUCCAAAAGAAGAACGUCGACACCCGCUUCUAGCCGUGUAGCUUUUCAAGAACCAUUCCCAAUGCCAGAUUUAUAG
Enterobius vermicularis (human pinworm) is the source of this 2754-nucleotide messenger RNA. The record is from the annotation of a GenBank genome assembly. Lineage: Eukaryota; Metazoa; Nematoda; Chromadorea; Rhabditida; Oxyuridae.